UACUGAUCACAGACCUGUUUUGCGCUCUUUUAACGUUUAAAGUUUGAAUGAGAGGUUCGGUUUUCUGAUCCUAGAUCAGUAGUUCAGGGUUGAAGGUAGAAUUACAUAUCGCAGGCUGUUGCUUUUUCCCCGGGGGUACUAGCCAUUCUCUCCAGUCAAGCAGGGUGAUGGACAAAGCAACAUUAACCACAGACAAACUCUACCCGGAUCGAUGUCUCUGUGUUCUCAUCGACGCCACCUGGGAAAUGGCAUGAGAUCUCCGUUUUUUCUCACGCCUUCGCUCUCUCUGUAUAGGUGCAAGUGUGGAAUCAAGGGGUAACGGAAAGGAAGGGUACCAUGAGAGUUCUUUUGUAGCGCGAAUACACGGUGCUCAGCUGAAUGGGGAAAGGGUUUGUGCUCCAGAAGUAAAUCAGCGGGCAGUAAGCUAGUUCACCAACACAAAACCUUAGGGUUUGUGAAAACUGCAGGUUUGUGAAAUAGCAGAAUACGGCUUAUCUGACAGAGUGCUGUGAGAGGCCAUUCACUCCUGGCUGAUAGGAUGCCAUCUUCCUGAUGCUGGUUUGUACAGAACAUCCAAACCGAAGAGGAUUUGAGGCCACCCCUAGGCUUUGCACGACCCUGCCCCCUUCUUGGUCUUCUCCCCCGUCUCUGCUUCUAGCUGCCAGCUGAUGUUUUGAUGGAGAGUCAUCGCCAGUUUAAUGUCAGCGGGAACAGUAGUGAUAAGCGGAGGACUUCUUGCCACAGUCAUCCUGCUCUGUAUCGUAGCGGUGCUGUGCUACUGCAGGCUCCAGUACUACUGCUGUAGGAAAAAUGAGUCGGAGGUGGACUUGGCCUCCGUGUCUGGAGGAGGUGGCAAAAGAGGAGCAGGAGAAAGCCGAGGAAGGGAGGCCCAGACUCAGGCUAACUUUGCCUGCAAUGUUUGCAGAACCUCAGGGAUGGAUGGUGCGGCUGUCACACCUCUCUGCCUGGAACCCCUGGAGGUUAAGGAUAGCCCUCCUCCACCCAACUACUGCCCCACCUGCUCCCCCUUCUGGCUACGACCAGACAUAAAGGACGAGCUGCACAACGGAAUCGAUCGGCUGGGAUUCCAUACGUAUCACUAUGACAACCCCGGCGUGUGCCAAUCACUGCCCCUGUCAGUCUCGUCGCAGGCCCCCUUCUUUUUAACCCAGCCCGGCCAAUCCCCUUUGAGCUACUACAGCCCUGUGGACACUUGCGCUAACACACCCUGCAGUAACACACGCUCCUACAGUACACCAGUCUGACACACAUACACACACUCCUCCCAUUGGGGAGCCACCAAUUAAGCCCACAGAUGGGGGCUCCAGAUCGGGGUCAGGGGGUCCUACAGGGGGUUCUUGGACCUGUGGCAGCAGAAGGCUUCUGCGGGCUAUCUUGUUUACCAUACAGUGAAGGAGUUGAACUAUUGGUUAAAUAGGAUAAACCCAAACAGCAGCACACUGUUGUGUUUCUCCAUCUCUCUCUGUGUCUCUCUCUGCCUUUCAUUCCCUCUUUUGCCCUCUUUGUCUUAUUCGCUAUCUUCUACUUGACUUCUUAUACUGAAAAAGUGGCAAUUGACAUGAGGACUGUAUGUUUGUUCAUUUAAGGUUUGCUUCACUUCUGUAAUGUCAAUUUACGUUACAUUCAAUGACUGAAGCUCAAAGAUGUAUUGUUGUCUUCCGGAGUGCUCCUCUGUCCUAAUCUUUUCCCCCCUGGCAGCUGGAUGCCUGAACACACACGAAUAGUUUCGCGUAACGAGGGCAUGUUUCUCAAAUUCUAUGAUGUUGCACUUAACCCUCACCUGUCAAGCCUUCAAAAGGAAACCUGUGUUGCUGAGCACUUCCUACAGAACAGUUUAUUAAGACUCUUGAUAAUAUUGAUAAAACAGAUGUUUUACUUGUCUUUUCACGCAAUUUCACACAAUGCACUUCCCACUUAUAGACUUAACACCGUGGUCUUCCCAUCCCUUUGGGAUCUUUAGGAAAAUAUAUGUUUACCUGUUUGUGUGUUGAUUUGCUGUAUAAGGCCACUUCAAAUGUGUGUUCACUGCUAUGUAGUCAGACACUCACACAAGGACCGUGCUGCCUAUUGUACGGCAAUGAAGAUAACUUUAAUAUUAAAUUCACUGUGUUCCAUAAUGAAAUCCUGUUCAUAUUAAUAGUACACUAAAAUGACAUAAUCCUUCUCAGGUGGACUGCUUCCUGCUAAAUGAGCGUUACUAUUGUCCUUUCCCCAGCUUGAGAUCUUUGUUGAGACGUGGCCACAUCGGUAGGAUGCAAAAGGGCAAGUUUCCAUUGUUGUUGAGCAGGAAGCACCUCUGCAGAAGAUGAUAACGUUGAGUCGACCUGAGAAAGAACCAAACCCACGCACAAUGUUCCUUUUUGAA
Molecule: messenger RNA, 2386 nt
Organism: Esox lucius (northern pike)
Lineage: Eukaryota; Metazoa; Chordata; Actinopteri; Esociformes; Esocidae
Product: protein FAM163A
Exons: 6
Coding region: 699-1265 (188 amino acids)
Source: RefSeq, a predicted model, not a curated record